This is a messenger RNA of Alosa sapidissima (American shad), 2260 nucleotides long. RefSeq names its product protein Z, vitamin K-dependent plasma glycoprotein b (gene prozb). Gene Ontology annotation, cellular component: extracellular region. Gene Ontology annotation, biological process: proteolysis. The transcript has 8 exons. NCBI's taxonomy places the organism in Eukaryota, Metazoa, Chordata, Actinopteri, Clupeiformes, Clupeidae. The record is from RefSeq and is a predicted model, not a curated record. Bases 264 to 1979 code for a protein of 571 amino acids. Gene Ontology annotation, molecular function: calcium ion binding; serine-type endopeptidase activity.
AUCAUAACAGGACCAGGCAUCUAGUUUAUCUCUCUUUCACAUUUGUCUUCAACAUUUAUAGUAAUUGUUUAAUGCCAGAUCAUUUAGCCACAAUGAAAAGGGGGUAGAAACAUAUCAUUUAACAUAUAAUAUGUAAAGUGUAAAUAUACAUGUACAUGUAAAGAUUGACAGACCGUUUUACCAGGGGUAGGGGAGCACAGAGAGGUGAGAGCAGACUAGCGAAGGGCACGCAGAAAAUCUCCCGAAAGUCUCUAGUGUGGCUGAUGAAAAGCGCGUGGUUCGCCAUGGGAUCGUCGAGGCGGACUUUCUUAUUCUGCUGGUUUUUGUUGAGCAACUUGCAACCAACAAGAGCGAACAAGCCGGUGUUCCAGACGCAGCUUCAGGCAGCCAUCUUUUUACGUCCAAGGCGGGCAAACGCAAUACUGUUUGAGGAGAUAUUCCAGGGGAAUCUAGAAAGAGAGUGCAUUGAGGAGAGGUGCUCCAGAGAAGAAGCCAGGGAGUUCUUUGAGAAUGAUGCGCAAACAGAAGCCUUCUGGAAUAAAUACAUUGAUGGGGACCAGUGUGAGUCCAACCCUUGCCAAAAUGGAGGAACCUGCACAGACCGAAUAGGGGGCUAUAACUGCGCAUGCGCUGAUAUUUAUGUCGGCCACAGCUGUGAGAGAGACAGCUCUCAGUGUCCGGUCGAUGGCCCAUACGCCUGUGAACACUUCUGCCAUGUCAAUCGCAGACAUGGUUCCUACAGCUGUCGCUGUGCUCAAGGGUACAGACUACAUCCAGAUGAGAGGAGAUGCAUACCUCACGUGAAACAUCCUUGUGGAAAAAUCUCCCUUUUAACAAGCACACCAAUGCAGAGUGACAAUGAGAUCUGUCCCCAGGGCCACUGCCCUUGGCAGGUCAUUCUGGUGGACAAGAAUGGGGAGUCUGUGUGUGGUGGUGUGAUUCUGGGGCCACGUGAAGUGCUUACCACAGCAACCUGCAUGAGUUCAAACGCAAAUAUAACACACAUUCAUAUUGGGAAAAACCACUCACCAGGGUCAAAGAUCAUCAGGAUGCCACUGGAGGCUGACCCCACGACUCACAGUCGCUAUAGGCCUGGUCAGCCAGAAUAUGACCUUUGCUUCCUGCGAUUACGCUCUAGAUUACCACUAGGGGACUCUGCUGUGCCCCUCUGCCUUCCAGAGAAGGACUUCAGUGAAAACAUCCUAAUGCAAGAUGGCGAGGAGGGUGUGAUUUCACCAGGACCCGUCCGCCAUUCUUACGUCUCAUUGGACGACUGUCGCGUCCACCUGAACCUCAGCUUUACUUUGAACAAUAAGAUGUUCUGCAUGAAGGAGCGCAAUCUGGAGACAACACACAAAGGAAAAGGAAGAACACCUUCCACACUGCAGUCAAGUCCGAUUACUCAAAAGAAGGGAAUAAGACCUAGGACACAACAGACUGUGUGGGGGACCGAAGAAGAUUUGUUUGAGUAUUCCGAGUACAUUGUUCCGUUAUCAGAUGUUGAGUCCACCGUGACACCAACUGCACAAAACAAAAUAUACCUCACCGCUGCUGCAGUCAUAAGGAAUUCUACGCAAGAGAAGACACCAAAGCCCACAGCAGAAAGUGGUCCCAAAAAGGUCGAAAAACCAACGGACAUAGCACCUUUAUCGGAAGACGUUGUUAAGUCCACUGUGACACCUAAUACACACAACAAAACGUACCUCACAGCUGCUGCAGUCAUAAGGAAUUCUAUGCAAGAGAAGACAACAAAGCCCACAUCAGAAAAACCCACAAAUGUUGAAAAAAAAGCUCCCACUAUAAGCAGAAGAGGUGAUUGCAGGUUCCUCUCUGGGACUCCUGUUGCUAGUGUGAAAGGAGAAACUGUCUUUGUGACAGGACUCAUGCUGUCCCACGACUGCGGUCAGGGUCUGGUGUUCACUAAGCUCUCUCGCUUCUUGCCAUGGAUAGAGUCCAUGCUUGAAAGCACCGGACCUUAAGCUUGGGUAGAAAAGAAGCUUCAUUAUUCCUUGUAUCAUUCUACAUCUAUCCCCACUGACAGUGUUCACUCUAUUGUUGAGCAUAAAACUAAUUAUCAUAUGUAAGUAUUCUGUGUACAUGCCUACUGGUUUUGUGAAGAGCACGUUCAUUAUUAGUUGUGAUUCAUUACUUACUUCCCCUGUUAAGCUGUCUCUCCCUCAGUUUGACACAAAUCAAACUAGCAUGAAUCGGAAAUUCAACACUUUGUUUGUCAAUAUGUACAUUACAGAAUACAACAGGU